CAAAAUAACGUGGUUUCAAAUGUCGCAAAGGAAGUGCAAAGUAACCAGUGUAGCCAACGAUGACGAAAAAUCGGAAGCAAAGCAAACUUCUGACGCUGAAGAAGGAAGACAAGCUAUUCGCCGGGCAAACCAGCACCAAAAGCUCAUAAUAUCAGUACUUAUAUUUACGAUCAUAGCGUGGCUGGUGGGUAAGACUGAUAUUAGCAUAUUUUGGAUUUUUACACUGCUCGUAUGGAUCUUGUUUUGGUGGAAUAACACCGCUACACAUGUAAUAGACAGUGCUGUCAAAGAAGCAGAAAUUGAUAGGAGGCGACAAAAAGCAUUGUCGAAUGGAGAAACGGCAGAAUGGCUGAAUUUUCUGAUUAAUCGAUGGUUUGUUUUCAGCGACAGAUCAUUACUGAGCUCCAUCAAAAGAAACCUGGAGCCGAUCCUUAAGGCCCAGAAGCCAUCCUACGUAGGUUCCAUAGAGAUUCUGGAUUUCACCCUGGGCAAUAGAACACCUUACUUCAAAUACGUCACAUCUUAUGAUAACUAUGACGAUCAACGGAAUAUAAAAGCUACCGAGUUAAACUUUAAUCAUCCACCUGAUGAUCUGAUGACUAGAGGCAAAUACCAGGCAGUCAUUCAGCUGGAAGCCGGUCUGACCUCUCCAGAAGCAAGAUUCGUCAUAAGAAUCAGACUUGGUAACAAGGGGUUUCUUGGCGCCUGUACUGAUGUAGCAGUAGAAGAUCUUCACAUUCACGGAAAACUGCAGCUGGUGUUGCUGUUUAAUCAAAAUAUUCCCUUUCCUCAUCUGGCAGCUGUAACAUUAUUCUUCACCGAAGAACCAGACGUAUCGUUCAACAUUCGUCUCCUGAAGGCUGUACAACUAAUGGAGUUUCCCCUCCUCAGACAAUGGAUCACACAAAUGGUCAACGAUUACCUAAAACUAGCUUUGGUAGAUCCUGGCCACAUAACAAUUCCAUUUUGCGACGAUCCUGAGGUUGUCGGAAGAGGAGCAGCAUAUGCAUGCGGUGUUCUUACUUUGACAAUCAGCGGAGGAUCUCAUGGAAAACUAACAGAUGAUCCUUACUGGUGCUCUGUUAAGAUUGAUGGUCAAAAGCGAUACACCAAGGAAGUGACGGGAGAAAAUCAAUGGAGUGCUAACGUAUCACUGUUGGUGUAUAAUCUGCAUGCUGACAAGUUGGUAAUCAAAGUGAAAGGACGAAGAAAGCUCGGCACCAAGUACACUGUGGUUGAAUAUGUCCUGUUCCUUUCAAAGUUUUGUUUGGAGAGCAAUCCUCAGCAUGAUCAAGUGCUCGAAAAGUCGUCUUUAAAACCGGCUACCCUAACAGUGCAGAUGGAGUACACACCUCUUCCAGUGAUUGACGUGUGCCACUCAUUAACCUCUGAGGACUUUGGCAGAAUCUAUUUGAGCAGACUACGAAAUCUCCACCCGAAUGAAGUUUCAGGAGUUCUACUCGUCUGUGUUCACAGCGGUCAAGGCCUGGUUCCCAUGGACAAACAUGGACGCAGUGAUCCGUAUUGUGUAAUUUAUGAAAACGGAAGACAGGCCAAGCGCGGGGAGGCCGUGAAAGGGACCCUGAGUCCUGUUUGGGACACUAUGGUUGAAAUACUUGUUGCUGACUUUACACAGACGACUUUAUCGUUUGUUAUCCUGGACAAAGACACAAAUGCUAUUAAAAUGAUCAAAGAUGAAAGAGGUGACUUCAUGGGAUCGUGCAAUCUUUCUCUCACUGAGGUAUCACCUGUGCUAUUUAAGAAAAACCUGGACUUACUGUAUAAAGUUAAAGGCUCUGGAAUGAUGAAGGCGGGCAAGCUGUGUGUGUCCGCCAUUUUUAGACCUGCUCCAUCGGUGGCCAAGUCUGAAAUGAAAGAAAAUGGCCAAGGUCUACCAGAAGGAGAACCUCCUGGUCAAAAGGAUGCUAAGACUGAGAUACAGACACUAGAGGCUUUGCUGCGUGCAGAACGAGGAAGCGUCGAAAUCAACAUUUACCAGGGACGUAAUCUGGUAGUUAAAGAUAUUACUGGUAAAAGUGAUCCGUUUGUGACAGUAAAGGAUGGAAGUGAAGGAAGAGAGAAAUAUAGAUCACGGACCAUCACCAACACGUUGGAACCCGUUUGGAGUGAGACAGCUGUUGUAGCGAUGCCCGAUGUGAAUGGACUCCUGUUACUGGAAGUGUGGGAUAAAGAUCCAUUGUCACAAGAGAGAAUGGGACAGAUAGGAUUUACAACUGAGAAACUGAAAGAUUUAGGAAAGCCUCCCUAUGAGAAGCGCUGGUACAGGCUGCGCGGGGUGAAAAGUGGAGAGCUACAACUGGCGUUCAAAUACACUCCUCCGCAAGCAGAUGAUGACACCUCCAAUACUAACAUAGGCAGUAGUGAGCCCCGACAGCACAGAGGUCCGUUUUUACUGAGUGCCAACGGCACUUUGUCGACUCCAGUGAGAGUGCUUCAUUCUUCACCUAACGAGGAAAAGGAACCACUCAUUGGUAGAGGCCCGACAUCCAUUAGCGGUACCACUCAAUCAAUGGGAAGAGACAAAGGAGGUAACGAUGAAUUCCCAGAGGUUUUCACACAAAAUACACCAGUUAAUUUGCAAACAGGGCAGGAUCGAGAAGAAUACGAACUCAAAGCCUGGCCCAGGAAAACGCGACGCCUUCGAUCAGUUGUUGACACCGUUAGAUCUCUUCGGUUUAACACAGCUCCCAGUGUCUCAGCGGCUUCUUCUAGCACGGUGAACACCUCGGGGCCAGAAGAGGGCAUUGGACAGAAGGUAGAAGGUAAAGACAAAUCCAAGAGCUCUUCAGGCGCUCAAAAAGGCAAUUCUAUCCGCAAGAAGUUCUCUUUUCUGAAGGGCCGACAGCGCAGCAUCAGCGAGAGUCAUCUGAGUGUGCUUUACUCAUCACAUGACGAUAUAGACCCGUUACUAAAGCGAAAAAGUGAAAACGAAUCGGACGGAGGCAAAAAUCGCUUCAAGAAACGUCUCCGGCGAAGCAGUGAGAAUAUUACUGGGUCUACCACGCUAAGUCGUCAAAGGAGUGUCGAGAAAAACUUCCAUUCUCUGCCAAAUAGCCCUGUCACGGUUACUUCACGAAGAGAUCUGUCUGAACAGUUGACUGACCAUAGAGACUCACGAAGCACUGCGUCUAUCAGCUUAAACUCGCGUGAUUCGAGUACAAAUCAAGAAAGUUGUCCAAUGUGUGACUAUAACGUUUUAAUUCUUAGUGAAUGUCCCGAUUGCCAGAAUUCGCAGAAGAAAAAAAUCAAUUCUUCAUUCCCAGAAAGACUGAUUCUUUAG
This is a messenger RNA of Pocillopora verrucosa, 3301 nucleotides long. RefSeq lists its product as uncharacterized. The record is from RefSeq and is a predicted model, not a curated record. NCBI's taxonomy places the organism in Eukaryota, Metazoa, Cnidaria, Anthozoa, Scleractinia, Pocilloporidae. Gene Ontology annotation, molecular function: lipid binding.